This is a messenger RNA of Phragmites australis (common reed), 661 nucleotides long. Its product is annotated as PHD finger protein PERSISTENT TAPETAL CELL 1-like. Lineage: Eukaryota; Viridiplantae; Streptophyta; Magnoliopsida; Poales; Poaceae. The record is from RefSeq and is a predicted model, not a curated record. The transcript has 2 exons. Bases 286 to 585 code for a protein of 99 amino acids.
UGUAUCCGUUAGUAUAUCCGAAAAUACCUAAGGUUCUGCGCGCCAAAGUUCCAGAGCAGAGCAGAGGAACCAUGUUGUGAGCGCCAUGUCUAGAAGGACGCCGAUGGAAUGGAACCUCUACUGCGAGUCUGCGACGACCACCCUCACGCUCUACGCCAUAAAGCGCAGGUGCGCACCUGCAUGCACCACCAGUUAGCUAGCUUGCUAGCUCUCAGGCUCCGGGGACAUGGCUAAGACAACAAUGACGAUAGCCUGGGGAGCUCGCGGCGGAGCAAGCGCGGAGAGAUGCUGUUCCGGUUCGAGUCGUUCUGCCUGCAGCCUGGGUACCCAGCGCCGCUCGCCGGCGGCGGCGCCUUCAGGGACAACGUCAGGGCGCUGCUCGGCCUCGCGCACCUGGAGGCCGUCGCGCAGGGCGAGACCAAGUGCUGGUUGUUCCAGCUCGAGCUGCACCGCCACCCGCCCACCGUCGUCAGGCUCUUCGUCGUCGAGGAGGAGGUUGCCGCGUCGCCGCACAGCCAGUGCCACCUCUGCCGUCACAUCGAGGAAGACGCGUUCGAGGAAGAUCUAGAAGAUUCAGAGUUUUAAUAAGGAGCGGACGAGGACUUCAACAAAGGCAAGUCCUACUCUAUUGAUCAUGUUGAUCCUAUAUUUUCAAACACAA